CCUCGGCAGUUUUAUAGCUAGCUGCUCGUCAGUUUUAUUUGGGAAUCGAACGCGACGAGGUCUGGAAAAUGUUUAAAGCGCGAGAAACGGCCGACCAGUGAUUGCAACUCGAUUGAUCCGUCAAUCUGAUCUGGCAAUCGGGCAACGCGAACCGCAGGGCAACCGCAGCAAAUGCCAUCGUGAAUAGAAUCGACCACCCACACAAGCACACAAGACGGGGAUUUGUGGAUUUGGAGUCACCGCAGACACACACACCGACUUUAGGAGCACCACCCGCACACACAAGCACGCAACGCACACCCUACACCACCCGCCACCCCUACAGAGAUGUCACACCUACCUCUGCCGCUUUAUGGCUUCGCGGCCUUCUUCAUGGUCUUCUGGCUGGGCACCUGGAUGGUGCACGUGAUAGCCAUCUGCUACGGCCGCUACAAGCUGCACAAGAAGUCCUGCAAGCUGCCCACGGAGGCCCAGCCACUUCCGGGUGUCUCCAUUCUCAAGCCGCUUAUGGGCGUCGAUCCCAAUUUGCAGCACAACCUGGAGACCUUCUUCACCAUGGACUACCCGCUGUACGAGCUGCUCUUCUGCGUCGAAGACAAGGAGGACCCUGCCAUUCAGCUGGUGGAGCGACUGCUGGCCAAGUACCCGCUGGUGGACGCCACCCUAUUCGUGGGCGGCUCCGACGUGGGCGUUAAUCCCAAGAUCAACAACAUCCAUCCGGGCUACAUGGCCGCAAAGUACGACUUUGUGAUGAUCUCGGACAGUGGCAUCAAGAUGAAGGACGACACGCUGCUGGACAUGGUGCAAAAUAUGUCCGAGAAGCACGCCCUGGUCCACCAGAUGCCCUUUACCUGCGAUCGCGAUGGAUUUGCGGCCACCUUCGAAAAGGUCUUCUUUGGAACGGUGCAGAGCAGAAUCUAUCUAUCGGCGGAUGUGCUGGGCAUCAACUGCCACACGGGCAUGUCCUGUUUGCUGCGCAAGGCAGUCAUUGACCAGCUAGGCGGCCUCAGGGCAUUUGGCUGCUACCUGGCCGAGGACUUCUUUAUCGCGCGGAGUGUGACGCGGCUGGGCUGGAAGAUGCGCAUCUCCAACCAGCCAGCGCUGCAGAACAGCGGCCUCUGCGACAUCGGCAGCUUCCAGGCGCGGCUCAUCCGCUGGGCCAAGCUGCGCGUGGCCAUGGUGCCCACCACCAUUCUGCUGGAGCCGCUCUCCGAGUGCAUGAUACUCGGCGCCAUCGCCGCCUGGUCGGCAUCCGUGCUCUUCAGCUGGGAUCCGCUGGUGUUCUACCUGGUGCACGUGCUCUGCUGGUUCCUCUCCGACUGGCUGCUGCUCUCCAUCGUCCAGCACGGCUCGAUGCCGUUCCACAAGUUCGAGUUCGUCGUCGGCUGGCUGUUCAGGGAGCUGACUGGACCCUAUUUGUUCCUGCACGCUCUCUGGGAUCCGGCGAUCCGCUGGCGCGCCCGCACCUACAAGCUGCACUGGGGCGGCGUGGCCUACGAGCUGAGCAGCCCCACCUCCGAUGCUGCCAACGCCCCACUGGCGCCACAACCAGCUCCAACGUUAGAGCCCGCCACCGCCACCGCAGCCAACGGGGGAUCAACGGGAACGGGGGAGACGCUGAUCUGCACGGGCGCCAAGCAGAGACUGCUGGUGUCGUAGCAGCUACUAGUUAAGUUUGUUAUUUUGUACUUGUGAGCAACCAACUCAGAGGACUGCAAGCGACUGGCGGGCGGCGUCUAGCGUCCAGCGUCUGGUAGUAGUAUUAUUAGCUGAACCUUAGUCACUACGUAAGUCUAGACUUAAAGCUGUGUAAAAAUGAAAGGCGAAUGCGGAGCGGUAUCCACGGAAUCCACGUAAUCCACCUGGACGUAAAGCGCGGCAGGCGGACCUAGAUUAGUUUAGAUACACUGAUUAGAAGACGAGUGGAUCGCUGCGAUCGCUCGCCAGAGAGAAGUAGACGUAGGCGUUCGAGCUGAUCGACCCGUGCGCAGUUUGGUGGCUUCGUUUGGAACUGGUUAACGAUGCUUUCUGUAUAUAUUACGUACACAUAUUUUGUAGCCAGCCUGUACAGACGUUAGCCCUAGUUAGCAUUAUGAUUGCGUUAGUUCUCCCCGCUUCUGUUGUUGCUUUAUUGAAUUGUAAUUAUUUAUUUUUGGCCAAGCACCCUAGUUAUAUUGUUAGCGUUAAGCCUAAACUUAUGAUUACUUUUAGUUGCGUUGUUUGUGUUUUUUGUUUGCCCUUCCCCAGCUUCUGUACAUAAGCGCCGAAAAGCGAAUGCCAUUGAAUAAAUCGAAUCGAAAACGAUCGUGUGAAUGAAGAA
Molecule: messenger RNA, 2320 nt
Organism: Drosophila ficusphila
Lineage: Eukaryota; Metazoa; Arthropoda; Insecta; Diptera; Drosophilidae
Gene: GlcT
Product: ceramide glucosyltransferase
Exons: 1
Coding region: 328-1659 (443 amino acids)
Biological process (GO): glucosylceramide biosynthetic process
Cellular component (GO): membrane
Molecular function (GO): ceramide glucosyltransferase activity
Source: RefSeq, a predicted model, not a curated record